AUGUUUGAUGGGAUGUUGAAAAGCAAGUUCUAUUGCAAAUGCAAAUCGGAUGUUAAGCUGACGAGAGCACGAGCUGAUUUGGUUAAGAAGAAGAGAAACGCAAUGCAAAAGUAUCUGAGGAAUGAUAUUGCAGAUCUUCUUAAAAAUGGACUGGAUAUUAACGCCUAUGGCAGGGCUGAAGGACUUCUGGUUGAGAUGAAUUUGACGAGCUGUUACGAGUUUGUCGACCAAUGUUGUGAACAUAUAUCAAAGAAUCUUUCGGCUAUGGACAAACAGAAGGAAUGCCCUGAAGAAUGCAGAGAAGCCGUGUCAUCUCUGAUGUUCGCAGCUGCACGAUAUGCUGACAUGCCCGAACUGCGUGAGCUUAGAACUCUAUUUUCAGAGAGAUAUGGGAAUUCCCUUGACCUCUUUAUCAAUAAAGAGUUUUCUGAGAAUAUGAGGUCUUGCCUGCCCUCAAAAGAAUCAAAACUUCAGCUUUUGCAAGAAAUAGCUGCUGAGUCUGGUUUGGACUGGGACUCGAAAGCUUUGGAAAAUAAGCUCUAUAAUGAAUCUGCAUAUAAUAAGAAGGAAUCCAAUGAUAAAGUUACGAGAAAUGAAGACAGGCUGCCCAAGAAAAAUCAAACCCCCGAGCUUCGAAAAAGGCACGAUCAAGUCCCUCCAGUCAAGGACAUUCAAGUUGACACCAUUACUAGAACCGAAAAACCCAAAGGCGAGGAGCUUGUGAAGAAGGUCCAGACGCACGAAACUGAUGAAAAGCUCCUCGAGCAAAAAAAAUCAAUCCCUGCUCCCCCUUACACCAAACCCGAACCGAACAAACCGGGACCAGAAAUCAGGCCUGUUCCAAAAUCAGUUCGGAGGCGUUUUACGAAGCCCGAAAUCAAGGAGGAAGAUAACAUCCAACGAUUAAACAGAGAGAAAGCCGAACAAGGGCAGAGAAUCUUGAGGUUCUUGGACAAUGAUGGCCGGAAGCACAAGGAUGAAGAAGAGAAGAUGAUGGACAGGCUUCUGCGGCACUAUAGCAAGAAAAACGGGCAGUCCUCAGUAGCGGAUGAGAAGGGCAAAUCUGUAAAACCGCACAGAGCAAACAGGGUGGGGUCGCUCCCUGCUGCCCUGCUGGACCACCCCCCGGAGGAAGCUUCUAUGAAACACAGCCGGACUUUCUCGUUGGAUAACAAUAAUGCACACGUGCAUCCCAAGCUGCCGGAUUAUGAUGAUUUUGUGGCUAGGCUUGCUGAACUUAGAAAGAACAGAGGAAAUUGA
This is a messenger RNA of Striga hermonthica, 1260 nucleotides long. The record is from the annotation of a GenBank genome assembly. Lineage: Eukaryota; Viridiplantae; Streptophyta; Magnoliopsida; Lamiales; Orobanchaceae.